AGGAGAAACGCGGGCAGUUGUGUGACGUAAGAAGAGGGAAAAUCAAAACAGAGCUCACGAAGUGUCUUUUAAACACUGUUCAGAGGUUAAUUCGCGGGGUUUCUGUAAGCUAAACGGUGCAUCUUAAGUUGAAAACAUUUCUUUAAACAAGGAGAAAGAAAUAUAGCCUACAUUUCUAUAAGAACUCUCAGCAGGAUGCAGAGAGCUUCCCGUUUAAAGCGUGAACUUCAGAUGCUAAGCACCGAGCCUCCUCCAGGGAUAACAUGCUGGCAGACCGAGGAACGGAUAGAUGAACUAUGUGCACAGAUUGUUGGUGGAGCAGACACUCCAUAUGAAGGUGGGCUCUUUUCUUUGGAGAUAAAGGUCCCAGAGAGGUACCCAUUUGAGCCUCCCAAAAUCCGAUUUUUGACUCCAAUCUACCAUCCAAACAUUGACAAUUCUGGACGAAUCUGUCAUGAUGCUCUCAAACUUCCUCCAAAGGGUGCCUGGAAGCCAUCCCUCAACAUUUCCACUGUCCUCACCUCUAUUCAGCUCCUCAUGGCUGAGCCCAAUCCAGACGAUCCACUCAUGGCUGAUAUUUCAUCAGAAUUCAAAUACAACAAGCAGCUGUUCACGGAGAAAGCUAAGAAGUGGACACAAGAACAUGCAGUUCAGAAGAAUACGGGGGUCAUGGAGGGCAACAAAGAAAAUAAUCCAGAUCAAAAAGCCUUAUCCCGCAAAAGAGAGGCACAACAGGAAGUGGAGGCAUCAGCAAAGAAAACCUGUGUUUAGUUUGUUCCUCACCUGUUUGAGCCUUGUGCCCAUCCUAACGCCUAUUGGCCUGUAAAGAAUAUGACUUUGAUUCUUAUUUUCCUCUUAUUUGUAACAUUUACUGUGUGUGUAAUUGUAGUCCUUAAACCAAAAUUGUGAUACACAUUUUAUGCACUUUCUGUGUGGUUAUGUUUUGUUAAUAAAGUUAAUCUUCUGUGCUCUUA
This is a messenger RNA of Cheilinus undulatus (humphead wrasse), 974 nucleotides long. It is a transcript of the gene ube2t, whose product is annotated as ubiquitin-conjugating enzyme E2T (putative). The transcript is spliced from 7 exons. The record is from RefSeq and is a predicted model, not a curated record. Bases 196 to 771 code for a protein of 191 amino acids. NCBI's taxonomy places the organism in Eukaryota, Metazoa, Chordata, Actinopteri, Labriformes, Labridae.